Molecule: messenger RNA, 1655 nt
Organism: Mytilinidion resinicola
Lineage: Eukaryota; Fungi; Ascomycota; Dothideomycetes; Mytilinidiales; Mytilinidiaceae
Product: Arginase/deacetylase
Exons: 7
Coding region: 70-1266 (398 amino acids)
Molecular function (GO): agmatinase activity; metal ion binding
Source: RefSeq, a predicted model, not a curated record
CUUCUUCUCCUCACUUCUCUCUCCUUCUCUUCCUCACAUUGACUCGGAAUCCGAUCCAAUACUGCAGAAAUGAAGCUCCUAGCCCUCACCGCACUCGCGGCCGUCGUAGCUGCUCACGGCGACCACGAGCAUGACCAGACGCCAAUUGAAGGCCCACUGAACGGUCUGUGGUAUAACAGUCUGCCUGGCGAUGGUGGAACUCAGGCCGACUCCGUCUUCUCCGGAAUCUCAACCUUUGGCCGCCUCCAAUACCACCCAUGCCUCGCCAGCGACAAGUAUCAAUACGACAUUGCGUUUAUCGGCGCCCCCUUCGACACAGGCACUUCCUACCGCCCGGGCGCUCGCUUUGGUCCCAGUGGCAUCAGACAAGGUUCUCGCCGUCUAAAUCUGUAUGGUGGAUAUAAUGUCCCCCUGGACGCGAACCCGUUCAAUAGCUGGGCGAAGGUUAUUGAUUGUGGUGAUAUUCCUGUGACGUCCUACGACAACGCCUUCGCCCUCCAACAAAUCGAAGAAGGCCACAACGCCAUCCUCUCCCGCGCCCCCUUCACCAACGCCGCAGCCCCCGGCCCCUCAAAGAAAGGCAAAACCCUCCCCCGCGUCAUCACCCUCGGCGGCGACCACACCAUCACGCUGCCCCUGCUGCGGAGCAUUAACCGUGAAUACGGUCCCGUGAGCGUGAUCCACUUCGACAGCCAUCUCGAUACCUGGAAACCCAAAGUCUUCGGCGGCGCGCCCUCGCACCAAGCCUCCAUCAACCAUGGCACCUACUUCUUCCACGCCUCGCAAGAAGGCCUGCUGGCCAACGACUCCAACAUCCACGCCGGCAUCCGCACGACGCUGUCGGGCCCCUCCGACUACGAGAACGACGGCUACUGCGGCUUCGAGAUCGUGGAAGCGCGCGCGAUCGACACCAUCGGCACCGAGGGCAUCAUCAAGAAGAUCCGCGAGCGCGUCGGCACCACGAAGCCCGUGUACCUGAGCAUCGAUAUCGAUACGUUGGAUCCGGCGUUCGCGCCCGCAACGGGUACACCCGAGACUGGAGGGUGGUCGACGCGCGAACUCCGCACUAUUGUUCGCGGGCUCGAAGGCGUCAAUCUCAUCGCGGCUGAUAUCGUCGAGGUGGCGCCGGCCUAUGAUACUAAUGCUGAGCUGACGACUAUGGCGGCUGCGGAUGUGCUGUACGAGGUUAUGACGCUGAUGGUGAAGCGGGGGCCGUUGAGCGUCAAGGACUAUGAGAAGAAGGAGACAGUGGAGCUGAAGGCUUAGGCGUGACAAGGAUUGCGAAGUUGAUGGGGGGGUCGGCGGGCGGUGUCGAGUUGGAUGGAGUUGGGUGAAAUCCGGGGAUUGGCAUCGGAGAUGGCGCUGAUGGUGAUUUGAAACAUGAUAGUAUGAAACGUGUUAUGAAGGAGGACAGAGAAUGAUGAAACCUUCGGAUUUAAUGGCAUAGCCUUGACCGAGCUAUAAAACCUGAACACGUCGAUUACCUAAAGACUAGUCGUCUAGUAGAGCACGCAGCAAUACCAACAUGCAAAAGUGCUAUCACAUUGUCUUGCUCCAUAAGAGUCGUUAAGUACUUCAUACAUCUCUAAACUACAUUUCGGUAACAGAAAGCUGCCCUUCCAGCAUCUCCCAUCUCGGAUCGAAUCAUACAGGCG